CUCUCUCUCCUCACAAACACUACGUUUAAGCCUCAAGCUUCAUGCCACUACAACUAUAUAUAUAUAACCCAUUAACACUAACUACAAAACCAAACAACCCCCUCCAACUUCUCUCAUUCUUUUUUUCUUUCUCUUAAAUUAACUACAAAACCAACAACCCUCCUCCAACUUCACUCAUAUUUUUUCUUUCUCUUAAACUUUUUUAAGGAAAAAAAAAAUCUAAAUCCUUUUAAAACCCUAUUAAUACUAAACAUCAUAUAACAUUCAUUGUUCAUCAAGAACUAUCUUUGUGGUCGUGUUUGUUCAAUAAUGCUACAAAAUUCCUCCAUGUCUUCCCUCCUCCUCCACCGGAUCAACGGUGGCGGUGGUGCAACCACGGCCACCAACUGUCACGACACCGUCUUUAUGACGGUGCCGGAUGGCGUAGCGCGCUACCACACCCACGCGGUAGCGCCGAACCAGUGCUGCUCCUCGGUAGCGCAGGAGAUCGGGGCCUCGGUCGCCACCGUGUGGUCAGUGUUGCGCCGCUUCGACAACCCGCAGGCCUACAAGCACUUCGUGAAGAGCUGCCAUGUCAUCGGCGGGGACGGCGACGUCGGCACGCUCCGGGAGGUUCACGUCAUCUCCGGCCUGCCCGCUGCCAGGAGCACCGAGCGCCUCGAGAUCCUCGACGACGAGCGCCACGUCAUCAGCUUCAGCGUCGUGGGCGGGGACCACCGCCUCGCCAACUACCGCUCCGUCACCACCCUCCACCCCACCGCUUCCUCCGCCUCCGGAGGAUGCUCCGGCACGGUGGUCGUGGAGUCCUACGUGGUGGACGUGCCUCCCGGGAACACGCGCGAAGACACGCGCGUGUUCGUCGACACUAUCGUGAAGUGCAACCUUCAGUCGCUCGCGCAAACCGCAGAGAACUUAACGCUGCGAAAGAACAACAACAACGAUUACAAGUGCUGUUCUUAAUUUUCCUCUUCUUUUUACUAUUUUUUGAUUUACAGUGUUAUUAUAUCGAUAUAUAUAUAUGUGUGUGGGGGGGGAGGGGGGUGAUUGUUAUAAUUAAGUGUUGUAGAUAUCGAUAUAAUACAAUCUUAAUUUUACAGUGUAUAUUAUGGAUAAUUACUGGAUUGUUGAUUGUAUUAGUUGGUUUUGUAGCCA
Molecule: messenger RNA, 1152 nt
Organism: Glycine soja
Lineage: Eukaryota; Viridiplantae; Streptophyta; Magnoliopsida; Fabales; Fabaceae
Product: abscisic acid receptor PYL4-like
Exons: 1
Coding region: 310-960 (216 amino acids)
Biological process (GO): abscisic acid-activated signaling pathway
Cellular component (GO): nucleus; cytoplasm
Molecular function (GO): abscisic acid binding; signaling receptor activity; protein phosphatase inhibitor activity
Source: RefSeq, a predicted model, not a curated record